AGCCCGCGGCCGGGCGCAGCUCCCGCGCAGCCGUGCGAUGUGCGCGCAGCGGCACGCACCUGCCCGGCCGGUCCCUUAGCGCGGCGCGGAGGCGGGAGGCGUCCCUCGGGAAGUUUGAUGGCUUCUUUGAGGAGAGUCAAAGUGCUGCUGGUGUUAAACUUGAUCGCGGUGGCCGGCUUCGUCCUUUUCCUGGCCAAGUGCAGACCCAUCACGGCCAAGAGCGGCGACUCCUUUCAUGACGUCCAUCCCCGGGCAGAAGUGGUCAACUUGACGGCCCGCGGCAUCAGCUCCAUCCAGGACGCUGUGCUAAAGAGGCUCUCCCUCCUGGAGGACAUCGUCUACAGGCAGCUCAAUGGUCUGUCCAAGUCACUCGGUCUCAUCGAAGGCUAUGGUGGACGUGGCAAAGGGGGACUUCCAGCCACCCUGUCCCCCGAGGAGGAGGAGAAAGCAAAGGGACCCCAUGAGAAAUACGGCUACAACUCCUACCUCAGUGAGAAAAUUUCACUGGACCGUUCCAUACCAGAUUAUCGUCCAACCAAGUAAGUACUGCUGGCUUCGUG
This is a messenger RNA of Meleagris gallopavo (turkey), 560 nucleotides long. The record is from RefSeq and is a predicted model, not a curated record. Lineage: Eukaryota; Metazoa; Chordata; Aves; Galliformes; Phasianidae.